UUCCUUCCCACACCUAAUCUCUCCAGCCGCAGAGACUCUCGACCUUUCUCUGAGAUCAUUGCUCCUUUGUUCUUGGAUAUUUUGUUCCGUUCUAUCUUCAGCUGAGAAUGGCCGGAGAAGAAGCGUGCCAUGCAAUCGGGAUUGACUUGGGAACAACAUACUCAUGCGUGGCUGUGUGGCAGUAUGAUCAUGUAGAAAUCAUAGCGAACGAUCAGGGAAACCGGACCACUCCAUCUUAUGUUGCUUUCACUGAUCGUGAGAGGUUGAUUGGAGAUGCAGCAUUUAACCAAGUCAUGAGAAACCCAACUAACUCUAUCUUUGAUGCAAAAAGGCUCAUUGGUAGGAGAUUUAGCGACAACUCUGUUCAAAAUGAUAUGAAGCAUUGGCCAUUCAAGAUCAUUAAAGGUACUGAUGACAAGCCCAUGAUUGUUGUUUCUCAAAAUGGAGUUCAGAAACAAUUUGCUGCUGAAGAAAUUUCAUCUAUGGUUCUUGCAAAGAUGCGGGAGAUUUCUGAGACCUAUCUUUGCUCACCAGUGAAGAAAGCAGUUAUUACCGUGCCUGCUUACUUCAAUAACUCACAACGUCAGGCUACAAGAGAUGCAGGUGUCACUGCCGGCCUAAAUGUGAUACGUAUCAUCAAUGAACCAACUGCUGCAGCCAUCGCUUAUGGACUUGACAAGAAGGCUGGUUGGUAUAGCAAGAGGUAUGUGCUGAUAUUUGACUUGGGGGGUGGUACUUUGGAUGUCUCACUACUUUCCCUAGCUGAUAGUGUCUUUGAAGUGAAGGCCACUAAUGGAGACACUCAUCUUGGAGGUGAAGACUUCGAUCAUAGAAUGGUGGAUUAUUGUGUUGAGCAAUUUAAGAGGAAGCAUAAAGUAGACAUCACUAGAAAUCUCAAGGCUCUUAGGAGGUUGCGAAAUGCUUGUGAAAAUGCAAAAAGGAAGCUUUCAUUUAUGUCUGAGACUGAGAUUGAUGUCGACUGUCUGGACAAGGGUGUUGAUUUCUUCUUGACUAUUACUCGUGCCAAAUUCGAGGAACUCAAUAUGGAUUUAUUUUACAAAUGUAUGGAGCCUGUAAAGAAGUGUUUGGUAGAUGCUAACAUGGAGGUAAGUAGCGUCCAUGAUGUUGUUCUUGCUGGUGGCUCAUCUAGAAUCCCUAAGGUGCAGCAGUUACUACAGGGUGUGUUUAAUGGGAAGGAGCUGUGUAAGGCCAUUCAUCCUGAUGAGGCUAUAGCGUAUGGUGCCGCUAUUCAAGCUGCAGCCUUGAGUAGUGGGAACCUAGCUGGGAAACUUAACGACUUCAAUCUCUUGGAUGUCACCCCUCUAUCACUUGGGGUGAAGAUUCGUCGGGCAGGUCUUAUGUCAGUUGUGAUUCCAAGGAACAGCCGAAUUCCCAUCACCAAGAACGAAACUUUUCGUACUUACAGUGACAAUCAAACUGAUGCCCGGUUCUGUAUUUUUGAGGGUGAGAGUGAACGCACUGCAGAUAACAACUUUUUGGGUGAUUUUGAACUCCAUGACAUUCCUCCAGCUCCUGCAGGUGAAGCUGAAUUUGAUACUUGCUUUCAUAUUGAUGCAAAUGGUAUCUUGAGUGUCUCUGCUGUGGAUAUGUCCACCGGCCAAAAGAAAGAAAUUACAAUCAACAAUGACAGAAGAACUUUCGAAGGAAUUGAGAUCUGAGUUGAGUUAAUAUGUUUAUGGGAUCACAAGGCCGAAACUGAAUGUUUCAGUAACUGGGUUUGGGAAUGAAUAAGAAAGUGGA
Molecule: messenger RNA, 1761 nt
Organism: Rosa chinensis
Lineage: Eukaryota; Viridiplantae; Streptophyta; Magnoliopsida; Rosales; Rosaceae
Product: heat shock 70 kDa protein 4
Exons: 2
Coding region: 108-1679 (523 amino acids)
Biological process (GO): protein refolding; cellular response to unfolded protein
Cellular component (GO): cytoplasm
Molecular function (GO): ATP binding; ATP-dependent protein folding chaperone; misfolded protein binding
Source: RefSeq, a predicted model, not a curated record